Molecule: messenger RNA, 1591 nt
Organism: Colletes gigas
Lineage: Eukaryota; Metazoa; Arthropoda; Insecta; Hymenoptera; Colletidae
Exons: 2
Coding region: 243-1412 (389 amino acids)
Source: RefSeq, a predicted model, not a curated record
AGCAGUGCAUUCUUUUUUAUUAUAAAAAUGAGCUUUGAAUUUAGUUUAUUAAAAUGGACCAACGUGUAUAAAUCUCAAGUUAAUACGAUGUGAAACUAUGAAUACGUGUUAUAGUGUUGGAAAACAGAAGUUGGCGGUAUCUUCUAACGAUAGGAAUGAAAACUAUUCUUGACAAACAUGGGCAUCUUGCCGUUGGGGGUGAAACUUUUAUAAAUAAGUUAAAUUGAAACAAAAAACAAACGAUGAGGAAGCUCGUACUAGUAUUAGGAUACGUAUGUUUGGUGUACGCCGGUCAAACCAAAAAACAGACUUACGACCAACAAGCGGACAGUUACGAGUACGGAUAUGCCCGUCAGGAACCAGCGUUAGGACUUGCUGACUCUCUAUCCUACCUGGACCCGGCUCCAGCCUUAGCCGCAGCUCCGGUUGGUCAUGGUCGUGGCCACGCGCCUCGACCAGGCUUCAGCGUCGGUGGGCCUUUAGCUAACAUCGCCAAAGGUGCAGCGGAUCAAGCUCAUACGCAACUCAGCAACCAACAGUCAGCGGCUGGACAGGCCGCGUACGUAGCAAAGAACACGUUGGCUCAAGCCGCUGCACAGUCGGCCGCCACCGCGGCUGCGGCUUUAGCCGGCAAGCAAAUAGUCGUCCAAGGUUUGGAGCAACAAUCGAGGGACGCCCACGUGGCAGUGGACGGUGAGAAUCUGCAGUUACAACAAGCGGAACGCGCCGCGACCGCGGCGAGGACCACCGCCAAGCAGGCUAUGCAUCAAUUGCAAGUGAUCACAGCUGCCCUGAACGCGGCCCAAACGACGGUGGACCGUGCGUCGCAAGCUGCGGCUGAAUCCGCGGCCGAAUUGGCGGCGCAAACCACCAUGCUCGGCCAGGCUAAAGCAAGAGCGGAAUCAGUCGACGAGCAGCUCACUGCUGCUCGCGUCGAUUACGAGAGCACUCAAUCAGCGGCUGAGAAAGCUGCCACCGCCGCUGCAGCUGCCCAGAACAACGCUGCAGCUGCGGCCGCACACGUGGCCGACAAUGCCGGCGCUUCGGCACUUUUGAGUCACGCGCCGGUGGACGUUCAACCGACCGUCAAACUCCCGGAAAACAGUCCCCUUAGACAUCCUGCCGGUCUCGCUGUGCUCGGCCCUGGCCCAGGCCUGCUCCAAGGUCACGAUGCUCUGCUCCCAUCCGGCGCGGUUUACGAACCUGAUGCUCUUCGGGGGCCUGGACCCCUCCUGGAACCCGGUCAUCUUCUUGGCCCCGGCCCCGGCCCUGGUCUUCUUUCAUCCGGCGCUCUUCACGACGCUGGUGGUCUUCGUGCAGCUAACGUACACGCUUUGCAGCGCUCGGAAUUGCUCAGUCUACCGAACUCUUUGCCCGUCGAUAGUUACGAUGUCAAAGGCUACCGUUACUAGGUACCUUUAGAUUAGACUAGACUAGGUACCUUUCUUUACCUGUCGCAAAAAUAACGGAAUGUUGCUAUGUUCCAUACACAUAUCAGACUGUAAAAUAAAAAAAAGUUUAAACGUCUUUCGAUUCUUCCUUUUUGUCUGUCGCUCGAAACACGUGUCGUUAGAACGAAAAUUAUUUUCGU